AUGUCUCCACCGUUUGAAGAGGAGCUAUGCCCCGUUGCCUCCCGAUGCAACUCGACAGCGACAAAGCGAGGUCUUAACUCCGUGAGCACCGUUCAGGCUCGUUUGGCUGUUGACUACGCGGCGCGCAUUCACCAAUCCCAGAUUCCUGGUUCUGACGGAAUCUCUCGGCCGCGUAUCUGUAUCAUCACGCCGUACAGCGCUCAGGUCGACGAAAUCAAAGCUCGACUGCGUGAAGCCUCGGACAAGGAGCUGUGCCGUGACCUGAUUGAGGUGCGUACCCAGGCUGCUGCCACCGGCGGAGAGUGGGACGUCGUAAUCCUGUGCGUCGUCCGCGACGAGAAAAUGGGCUUCCUCUCUGAGACAAACCGCAUCAACGUCAUGUUGACAAGGUCAAAGUUCCUGUCUAUCGACAUAUUCGCCGCAGAGUUCUUAGAAAGGCCCAGGGGUCAUCGUUCCAAGGUCAUUCGACAUUACAAGGACUACCAAGCCCGCAACGGGGCUGUCUGUCGAGACCGCCGCAACUGGGGAAACGUCUGCAGACGCUGCUGCAAGCCUCACGACAAAGACUGCCGUGAUGAGCCGAGGUGUUUCUUCUGUUACGAAGGUCACCACGUCCGCAACUGCAGAGACACUGGAAGUCUGCAGUCCACUAUCAACCCGGACGUCAUGAAUGUGCCCCCGCUGACGCCGGACAGGCCGGACGUGCCAGAGGCCGAUCGCGCUGACUUCAUCGACGCAGCGAUUCACAACCAGCCUGAGGACAACCAGCCUGAAGAAGUCAUCCAAGGCGCCGGUGCACCUCAGACCCGCAAGCCCGCCAAGGCCUUGUAUCCUGACGUCAAGUUCAUGCUCGACGCAUACCUUGAGGACGACUCACAGCCUCUAGUCAUUGAUGCACCCAUGCCGUCAAUUCCUGGCUACGACGAAGACGGCGAUGAGGAAGACGAGGAAGAGGAACAGGACCAGGAACAGGAUGACGGCAGACUUUGA
This is a messenger RNA of Diaporthe citri, 990 nucleotides long. RefSeq lists its product as uncharacterized. Lineage: Eukaryota; Fungi; Ascomycota; Sordariomycetes; Diaporthales; Diaporthaceae. The coding region runs from base 1 to 990 and encodes 329 amino acids. The transcript has 3 exons. The record is from RefSeq and is a predicted model, not a curated record.